GCUCUGCCUGGGCUGGUAGUGCAGGUGCCGCUGCGCUGGGGCCGGGGAGGCUGCGCGCCGAGCCGAGCGGAGCCGCGGAGGGAUGGGGAGCGGGCCGCCAGGGCUGCAGGAGCACUGGCGCGGGGCGUAGGCGGGCACGAGCAGGCGUGAGCAGGCGCUCGGGCGAGAAGUGUGCGGCGCAGAAGCACUUUGUGAUAGGAUGAGGCUCCUGGCUGGCGCGCGGUAGUACUAUGAUUUGGUAUGUGGCCACUUUGAUAGCAAGUGUGAUCAGCACCCGAGGUCUUGCGGCUCAAGAGUCCUCAACCCCAGGACCCAGAGAGCUCCAGAACCCAGCUUCAUUGGUAGAGGGGGGCAGCCACCCGCCCAGCAGUGUCCGACUGUUUCCCCACCCCUUUUCCUGCUGCCGAAGGCUGUAGGGCCAAAGCCUUGUGAAGGAGCCCCCUUCUGUGGACAGCCUCUACGCCCCCACCAGCUGCCCACGGCCUGCGAGAGGAACCCGAGUUUGUGACAGCAAGAGCUGGUGAGGCUGUGGUCCUGCGAUGCGACGUGAUCCACCCGGUGACAGGGCAGCCCCCACCCUAUGUCGUGGAGUGGUUCAAGUUUGGGGUGCCCAUCCCUAUCUUCAUCAAGUUUGGCUACUACCCACCCCAUGUGGACCCUGAGUAUGCAGCCGGAGGUUGGUGCCAGCUGUUGUUUUGGGGCCCUGCCAUGGGAAACGGUCUGCAGGCCGGGCGAGUCUUCAUGAUAAAGCAUCACUGCGGCUGGAGCAGGUUCGCUCUGAGGACCAGGGCUGGUACGAGUGCAAAGUGCUCAUGCUGGACCAGCAGUAUGACACCUUUCACAAUGGCAGCUGGGUCCACCUCACCAUCAACGCUCCCCCUACCUUUACAGAAACACCCCCUCAGUACAUCGAGGCCAAGGAGGGUGGCAGCAUUACCAUGACCUGCACGGCUUUUGGGAACCCCAAGCCCAUUGUCACCUGGCUCAAGGAGGGGACCCUCCUUGCUGCUAGUGGGAAAUACAGGGUGAGUGAUGGGAGUUUGACAGUAACAUCGGUCAAUCGGGAGGACAGAGGUGCCUACACCUGUCGCGCAUACAGCAUCCAGGGGGAGGCUGUCCAUACCACCCACCUGCUUGUCCAAGGGCCUCCUUUCAUAGUGUCCCCUCCUGAGAACAUCACUGUCAACAUAUCCCAAGAUGCUCUGCUUACCUGCCGGGCGGAGGCGUAUCCUGGCAACCUCACUUACACCUGGUAUUGGCAGGAUGAGAACGUCUACUUUCAAAAUGACCUGAAGCUGAGAGUUCGGAUCUUGAUUGACGGGACCCUGAUCAUCUUUCGGGUGAAGCCUGAAGAUGCGGGGAAGUACACCUGCGUCCCUAGCAACAGUCUAGGGCGUUCCCCCUCGGCCUCUGCCUACCUGACUGUGCAGUACCCAGCCCGUGUCCUCAACAUGCCCCCCAUAAUCUACGUGCCCGUGGGAAUUCAUGGCUAUAUCCGCUGCCCUGUGGACGCAGAGCCGCCGGCCACUGUGGUCAAGUGGAACAAGGAUGGCCGCCCCCUGCAGGUCGAGAAGAAUCUAGGCUGGACCUUGAUGGAGGAUGGCUCCAUUCGAAUUGAGGAGGCCACAGAGGAGGCUCUUGGCACUUAUACCUGUGUGCCUUACAACACUUUGGGGACCAUGGGUCAGUCUGCUCCUGCGCGACUUGUCCUGAAGGAUCCCCCGUAUUUUACGGUGCUACCAGGCUGGGAGUACAGGCAGGAGGCCGGCCGGGAGCUACUCAUACCCUGCGCUGCCGCAGGGGACCCCUUCCCUGUCAUCACGUGGAGAAAGGUAGGGAAACCCAGCAGAAGCAAGCACAACGCCCUGCCCAGCGGGAGUCUCCAGUUUCGAGCCCUGAGUAAGGAGGACCACGGGGAGUGGGAGUGCAUCGCCACCAAUGUGGUCACCAGCAUCACUGCCAGUACCCACCUGACUGUCAUCGGCACCAGCCCCCAUGCCCCGGGCAGUGUCCGGGUCCAGGUCUCCAUGACAACUGCCAACGUGUCCUGGGAGCCAGGCUAUGAUGGAGGAUUCGAGCAGACAUUCUCAGUUUGGUACGGACCUCUGAUGAAGCGGGCACAGUUUGGACCCCAUGACUGGCUGUCUUUGCCAGUGCCACCAGGACCCAGCUGGUUGCUAGUGGAUGCCCUGGAGCCUGAGACAGCAUACCAGUUCAGUGUCCUGGCCCAGAAUAAGCUGGGAACGAGCACCUUCAGUGAGGUGGUCACUGUGAACACUUUAGCAUUCCCCAUCACUACUCCAGAACCCCUGGUGCUGGUUACUCCACCACGGUGCCUCACAGCCAAUCGGACCCAGCAGGGUGUACUCCUGUCUUGGCUCCCACCUGCCAAUCACAGCUUUCCCAUUGACCGCUACGUCAUGGAGUUUCGUGUCGGAGAACGCUGGGAGAUGUUAGAUGAUGCAAUCCCAGGCACCGAUGGAGAAUUCUUUGCCAAGGAUCUGUCCCAAGACACCUGGUACGAGUUCCGGGUCUUGGCCGUCAUGCAGGAUCUGGUCAGCGAGCCCAGCAACAUCGCCGGCGUCUCCAGCACAGACAUCUUCCCACAGCCGGACCUGACUGAUGACGGGUUAGCUCGGCCUGUGUUGGCUGGAAUUGUAGCUACCAUCUGCUUCUUGGCAGCUGCCAUCCUGUUCAGCACCCUGGCUGCCUGCUUUGUCAACAAGCAGCGCAAGCGUAAGCUCAAGCGCAAAAAAGAUCCUCCACUCUCCAUCACUCACUGCAGGAAGAGUCUGGAGUCUCCCUUGUCCUCUGGCAAGGUGAGCCCAGAGAGCAUCCGGACGCUCCGGGCCCCAUCGGAGUCCUCUGAUGACCAGGGUCAGCCAGCAGCCAAGAGGAUGCUGAGUCCCACCCGGGAGAAGGAGCUGUCAUUGUACAAGAAGACCAAGAGAGCCAUCAGCAGCAAGAAGUACAGUGUGGCCAAGGCCGAGGCUGAGGCCGAGGCCACAACGCCCAUCGAGCUUAUCAGCAGAGGCCCGGAUGGCCGCUUUGUGAUGGGUCCCUCCGAGGUGGAGCCCUCGGUCAAGGGCAGGCGCAUCGAGGGCUUUCCCUUUGCGGAGGAGACAGACAUGUACCCUGAGUUCCGCCAGUCCGACGAGGAGAAUGACGACCCUCUCGUGCCCACAUCCGUGACUGCCCUGAAGUCCCAGCUGACCCCUCUGUCAUCCAGCCAGGAGUCCUACCUGCCACCACCAGCAUACAGCCCUCGGUUCCAGCCCCGGGGGCUGGAGGGCCCCGGUGGCCUGGAAGGUCGGCUCCAGGCUACAGGCCAAGCCAGGCCCCCUGCCCCCCGGCCCUUCCACCACGGCCAGUAUUAUGGGUACCUCAGCAGCAGCAGCCCUGGGGAGGUGGAGCCGCCACCCUUCUACAUGCCAGAAGUGGGCAGCCCCCUGAGCUCUGUCAUGUCCUCUCCACCCCUGCACACCGAGGGGCCUUUUGGCCACCCCACCAUCCCUGAGGAAAACGGAGAGAACGCUUCCAACAGCACGCUGCCCUUGACUCAGACACCUACAGGCGGCCGCUCGCCUGAGCCCUGGGGCCGGCCAGAAUUCCCCUUUGGGGGACUGGAAACCCCGGCCAUGAUGUUCCCCCACCAGCUGCACCCCUGUGAUGUAGCCGAGAGUCUGCAGCCCAAGGCCUGUCUCCCCCGAGGACUGCCCCCCAGCUCCCUCCAGGUGCCCGCGGCCUACCCGGGCAUUCUGUCUCUGGAGGCGCCAAAGGGUUGGGUAGGCAAGCCACCGGGCAGAGGCCCUGUCCCAGUGCCCACCACCGCCAAGUGGCAGGACAGACCUAUGCAACCUCUGGUGAGCCAAGGGCAGCUAAGACAUACCAGCCAAGGUAUGGGCAUACCCGUGUUGCCUUACCCUGAGCCUGCCGAGCCGGGGGGGCACGGCGGACCCAGCACGUUUGGCCUGGACACCAGGUGGUAUGAGCCACAGACCCGGCCCCGGCCCAGCCCCCGGCAGGCCAGGCGCGCCGAGCCCAGUUUACAUCAAGUGGUGCUACAGCCGUCCCGGCUCUCGCCUCUGACCCAAAGCCCCCUCAGCUCCCGCACUGGCUCCCCUGAGCUUGCCGCCAGGGCCCGGCCUCGCCCCAGCCUCCUGCAGCAGGCCGAGAUGUCAGAGAUCACCCUCCAGCCACCGGCCGCAGUCAGCUUCUCUCGCAAGUCCACACCAUCCACGGGCUCCCCAUCCCAGAGCAGCCGCAGCGGGAGUCCCAGCUACCGGCCUGCAGUGGGCUUCACCACUCUGGCCACGGGCUACCCUUCCCCUCCGCCGGGCCCUGCGGGGCCUGCGGACAACUUGGAUGUGUUUGGACAGACGCCUUCCCCUCGAAGGAUGGGGGAGGAGCUGCUCAGACCAGACCCCCCUCCCCCACAGCUACCUACUUCAGGAACCCAUCCACCUGCAUCUGGGGACGCUGCUGCACCUGAGAGGCUGGAGGCUCUGAAAUACCAACGGAUAAAAAAGCCCAAAAAGUCAUCCAAGGGCUCUUCGAAGUCAAAGAAACGAUCCGAUGGCCCUGCCUCCCAGGCUCAGCAGCUUCCAAACUCUCAGGUUCUGUGGCCCGAUGAAGCUGUCUGCCUCCGAAAGAAGAAGAGACAUUCUCGGCCUGACCCCUUUGCCCGCCUCUCAGACUUGUGCCACCGCCAGCUUCCAGAAGACCAGACGGCGAUUCUCAACAGCGUGGAUCAGGAAGACCCUGGCCAUGCCACUCUGCUGUGACAACACAACUCUAAGUGCUCCCAGAGCGAGAAUGCUGAGCUGAGGGCAAGGGAAGGGGAUGCAUGGUGAUGGGUGCUGGGGCCACGUCUUCUCCAUCAGUGGAGGCCUGGCCUGCCCAGUAGUUCUGAGGGUUGCUCAGACCUUCGUUCAGCCUGUUCUCUCUCUGGCCAGAGUGGGAGUCUCCUCCAAAUCCUGGCCAACUGGCCUUGUCUUCGGGAUACCAGGCCAGGCAGACCUUUCAGCUGUGGGUGGAGAUCAGGAAGUGAACUGGAGACAGGGAGAGAUCUGCCUCCUCCCCUCUACUCCCCUCUAUACUAGAUUGAUUUUUCUCACCUCUUCAAAGAUCUUUGGAAGUGAAGAAGAGGAAAGCAAUGGUUUUUGCUGCUCUCUGCUUCUGCUUCAGUUUUUAAAUCCUGGGAGAGGGCUGAACUUCCAUCUCACUUUCCAAACUCUACAUAUAUAUAGAUAUAGAUACAAAUGCAUAGGUAUGUAGAUCGUGGGUUUCUCUAUGUGUAUAUAUAUGUACAUCGAAACAGCAAAAUGCUGUUUAUUUCUGUGGCCAAUGAAAGAAGGAGGAAGAGGGCAGCAGACAUGUGGGGUUUGUGAGUAGGACUGGCAGGGAGCUGGCUGGGUGCCCUGAUGUCUGUCUCGGGGAUUACUCCUUUGGAAACAGGAUUCACACCUUCUCAGCUGAAUUCACCACUUUACCUUCUCCCAUCUAGAGCAGAAAUUGAGGCUUGCCAUGAUUUCCAGCUGCCUGCUUUGUGAGUUCAGCAAUGAGUUACCACAGAACUAAACAUAAGCCUUUAUUUCUUGGUUCCUGAGUGAGGAAAGGGUGGCAGGCAAAGGGUCAGACUGGCAUCUUCCUUCCACAGUUUGGCUCAGAAGUAGAAGCUGCUUAGUAGCAGGGCCAAGAGGCAGGCCCUGAUGCACAAACUCAAGCUCUUCCAUCGGUCCUUUUUGGUCCAGCCAGGGCCAGAAGCCUUGGGGCCAAAGAGCCUCCCAUUCUGGAGCCGUCUGUGCUGAGCACCAAGCUGCUGCUGCUCUAUUUAUAUCCCGCCUCUGGCUCGGCACCCUCUGGAGUGCUGUUCCAAAGCUGCUGACUCGGUUCCUCCUUUCCUUUUGUGGGAGCUAAUUUCCCAGAUUGAUUAAUUGCCACUUGUAGGGAGCCCGCCGGCAGCUCCUUUUCCAUGCUCUCCACGUGCUGUCUGCAGACUCUUCUCUGCUCUGGGCCUUCCUUCACACCCUGUGGACCCUGGCUCCAACGGGAUGAGAUCGGACAAACCUAAGGUGCCCCAGAUUUAUGGGCUCUGGGGGUGCUGUGGAUCCCCUCUCUUCCCCUGGUUCAUAUUUAAAUGGACCUGGCCAAGGCAUGGGAAUGAAGGUAGAGGGGGUGGUAAAUAGGGGCCUAGGUUCUGAGCCUUUCUCUGCCAAAAUCUUGUCCUAGUUCAAACUAUGAGCACCCAGAAGCUUCUGUGAGGUCAUCUUAAAACAACUAAAGAUGUAUCUCUCUCUUCCAAUAAGAUAAUGGUGCUGCCUAAGCACAGGGCAGAAGGCCCUGAGGGUGGAUGGGGUGCACCUGGUUUCUCUUCCCUUGUGCAGGAGCCUGCCCUUCUAGCUGCCAGAGAAUAAAGGUGGCUAUCGGAUUCCUUGAAGUAUUUCCUCCUUGGUGCUGCUGUCUUCGUGGGUUUGGGGACAUCCACCUCUCCCCAGUUAUCUGCUUACAUGUUGGCCAAGUCAAAGUACUGGAGGCAUCCGCAUGUCUCACUGCAGUUGCCAGGUGAGGCUUCUGAGAGCCAGGAAGCCACUCCUUGCUGGGAGCAUCCGUCUUAGGAAUGAGUCUUCUGCCACACAGACCCCGGUGCUUCCUUUCUGUCGACUAGCGAGUGGAGACCAAUUCCUCCCAUGGGGUUCUGCCACGCAAGUCACAGCCUCAGUUUCUUUCUGAAAGUUGUGAGUCGUGGAGAAAGAGGUGGAGAGGGGAAGUUUCUGGCCCUCGUCCUGUCGACUGCCUCAUCUCUCUGGGGCUAGGCUUGCACCCUCCUGGCUAAUGCACUUUUCUGGGCAUCCAAAUCCACUUUACCACCGGGUGGCAGCUCCAGCAAAAUGGAAGAGCAGAGGUUGGGUGACUGUCUUCUUUCCCGAGGUAGCACUACCUCUGCCACUGUACCCCAAUCAAUGACUCACUGAAUACCUCCUGGGGCAUGUGGGGCCUCAUACCGGGUCAGUCGGUAGCUUCUGUCUGUACUCUUCACGGCAUGCCAUUUCUUACACUGGCUGGAACGUGAAUGUGGGUUAUAGGUCUUCAGGAUGAAUUAGUUUAAACUUUCUAAUCCCUGUGCUGGGAAUUCUAGGCUGUUUAGGUUACAAAAGAAGUAGAGAAGAUGAGGUGGAAGGCUUUGCUUCUUUAGGAUGUCAUAAGGGCCAAGAGCCAAACUCUUGGGUGAGGUGCCUCAGACUGUGGCUGUGCUUUCCUGGAGGACCUGCCAGUGAACUAUUGCCAGUGCCAACAAAGGUGCUGACUCCUUCCUUUUUGCUUCCUUUGGCGGUGCCCCUUACCUCAGCACAUCAGACCAAAUGGUGGGAGCAGUGCUUUUUGCUGGCCACUGGGUGGCAGCUGCACUGGGCAUGCCCAAGGCUAGGGAAGGACACAAGGCCAACCUCUCUCAAUGGCCUUGGUCUCAUUUCUCCUCCCAAGAGGGCUUUCUUCUUGUGACAGUGUCUUUGAAGGUCAGCAGCCUUUCUACACCCCUGGGAACUAUUUCAGUCCUUCCUUCAAGGACUUUGGUGGAAAUUGGCAGAAUACAACCCCUUCUGUCCAUGUGAUGGAGGGUAAAGAUAUCACAGGCACAUACUUAAGUGCUGGGUGUGUGCAUGUGUGUGAGGGUGUGGUUGUGGGUGUGUGUAUGAUGGGAAUGUAGACAUUUCUAGGGACCAAAUGUCCUUUGUACUCUGCCUUUGAACAAUUGCAAUGAGCACUAUUAAGCUUCCUAGAACUUUCACACUCCUCUGUAUGGGAGAUCAAAUGUCUUCCAAACUCCCCCUUUAUGAUCUCAUAACUUUGCAGUAGAAGUAAGAAGUAACUUGGAUAAAAAUCUAUUCCUUUGUCUCAGUCUUUCGUCUGCCCCUCCAUUCUGCAUCUUGACUAGAAACUAUGGCUGUUUCAGGCUUAGGAUUUCACAGACCAGGGUCAAAUGCUUCUAGAAGGGGCUCAAGGUUGAAGACACUUAGGAGGACCUGAGACUGCAAUUAUUUGGGGAAAGAAAAUGAGCAAUAAAGAGAAGGGGAGUCCUGUGUCUUGAUUUGUUGGCUUACCACAAAUUAAGUGGGUUUCAUGACAGGAGUGAGAUCAUGCAUGUAGAUUGUCGUUUGUGGCCCUGGCUUAUUCUAUGCUGGUGAACUCUGCUACCAUAUCUCCCAGCCUAUCUCCCUUGCAGCUUUCCUUGAGAGAUGGGGGCGGUGUGUGUGUGUGUGUGAGGGGCCUUUUGAGAUUUUACUUUCUCAACAGGAAGGCUGCUUCAUCCCGCAGGGCUGGCAGGGUCUGUGGCCCCCUUUGAAGAGGGGCCUGUGUCCCAUGAUUAUGCUCCUGGGGGAAUUUCAGUCAGGGGUGGAUUGGGGUGAGAAAUUAUUAAUAGUUUUAAUAUUCUGUUUUAUUUUUGAUUCGGGAUCUAAAAUACUUGGGGUUAAACUGAUUUCAGUUAUUCUCCCAUACACUUUUCAUUCAGAGGACACUGAAGAGCGUUCAGAAAUAUCCUGACUAGGUUUCUUUUUUUGGGAGGGAGGCAAGAUUGACAAAACAAUAGUAGCUUCAGGGAAGAAACAGUCUUCACAGAGCACCAGGGCGACUUUGCCACGCCUCAGGAUUAGAAUCUGGGGCUGAAGUAUGUGUGGCUGGAGCAGUUUCUUCGGGUUUUGUUAGAAAAAGCCUUUUUGGGGGGUGGGGUGUUGGGGUGGGUUGGGGAAGAAUUGUACAUAAAGUACAUUUUAUUAUUAUGUAGAGAAACAUAAGAAAAGAAAAGCUCGUGGUUAAUCUUGGGCUUGCUUUGCUUGCAUGUAGAGGAGCUUUGGGGAGCAUUGCAGGGAUUGCUGGGGAGCAAUAGGAAGUAGUCCAAGGGUAGAGAUGGGUGGGAGCAUGGGUGGCUCCCUCUGGGAAGAGUGCACAUUCUCACCAGGCCUUCUCAGCCCAGCUCUGCCUUUCUAUCUUCUCCAAAAUAGAGGGAGGCAGGCUCAGCAGGCUGGAGGUUCAGAGCCCCAUGGGGCUGUACUUGUUGCUUUGGGGAGAGGGCCCAGGAGGCAUGUUUACAUGCAGAUCAAGAAUGAAUAAGGUAAUUGAUGGGCUGGGUAUUUCAGGAAGGGGAGUUAGGGAGCUGGGGCAAGAGAGGUCAAGUUUUUUUCCCUGGUUUCUAUGAGGCUGGAAGGUUAGGUCAGCCAAGAGUUGAAAGUGGGGAUCCUGGUAUAAGACAGUGAGACCAAAGCCAGGGGACAUCAAGACUUACCUUUUUCUUUGGGGCACAUGACAACUUAGUUAUACCUAAGGGUGAAGUGUACAGGUUGGAGGUUGUCCCAAGAAAAGGAAGAGAAGUGACUAUACUGGGUGGGGACAGUCUGGAAAGGGGUAGCAGUGAAGAUCAUUUUGGGGGCAGUUGUGGGAGGCUAAUGUUUUUAUUGCAUAAAGACUAUGGGGGUUGGGGUCUUGGCGCAUAGGCCCAGACUGGAUCUUCAAGAGGUCUUGCUACUUAGCUAGACUUUUUUACUUCUUCUAGAAUUAGCCUAUUAACACUAAGUGCCCAAACCAAACAUGGACAUAUUUUUUGUGAUGUCUUUCAGCUUUAUCUAUUUGUUACUGGAGACUCCUCAAGCCCAAAGCUAGGAUAGUUGUCUUGAGAUUCCAAGGCUGUCACCAGCUCUGUGUCAAUGAAGAAGGAAGAAUCAUUCUUGUGAGCUUCCCGUGCUUGUUCUCAUAAACAGAAGUGGCAGGUGGCCUUUUCCUCCUCUUCCAUGAUCUAAAACUGUUCCUGAGACAUUGUUGCUGGUGAUGGAGAGGAAGGAUUGGGGCUUGGCUUUUGCAUUCAUUACCUUUUCUUCUUGAGGCACAGAGGCUGCCUUCAGACUAUGAAGCUACACCUAGAUGUUUGUUCUCAGUUUCUCUUCCUUUGAUAGGUUAAGGUCACUAGUCUGGUUAACAUAGGAGGGGAAAAAGAUUCACCCUGAGAUCAGACCAGCUAUGCCUCUGUCCUCUUUGAUGUCUCCAACGCUGUCUCCUUUCGGAUCAGGAGGCAGAAUUAAAAAUCUCUUCUUUAGAAGAAGUCAAUAAACCAAGGAUCAAAGCCCAGAUUGGACUUUAGCCUCUUAGCAUCUUGGUGUUUGGUUACAGUUGUCCAUUUCCAUCUCUCCUUCUGACUGGUAGUGAGGCCACACUGGUCCAGUGUUUUAUUUCCGGGCUCCCACGUCUAUACUUUCAAAUAAAUCUUUCAUGAGCAAAUACGAUAUCCCCUCCAGAUGUUUUGUGUAUUGGGUUGCUAAGAUAGAAGUGUUUUCACGAUCUCAUUUUAAGGUGAUAGAAAAAUUCCCAAUAGAUUGAAUCUGAUCCAAAGAUACCCUCAUGCCCCAAAGGUUUCUGUCUAGGAUCAGGAACAAUUAAGCAUUAGUACAAAUACCAUUAAUGGCUGGCCAUGCCUUAUAGAAGUAUAAAUCAGAGUAUCUUGUUUGCUAAAUAUUUUGGUAGAACAGCAACCAGCAGUUGAAAUCACUUGGAUUUUCUCUUCUGUGGUGGGUCCAUAGUAGUAAUUAGGGUUUCUGAAGAGGGCUGAUGACAUAGUUAUCAGCUUUAUUCCACUGGCUGGGAGAGUUAGACUGGGGAGUUAAGAGUGGUACAAAUUCAGUUCCUGUCCCUGGUCGUGUGGCUCUCUGUCUUUCCCACCCCACUACUAGAUGGUGACAUGAAUGGCUGUCUGAGUCUGUUAUUAUUUUGAGUCUUGAAGAAAUGUGCUCCACCUUUCCCUGGCACUGGGUUUCUUGGAUUUAUUUUAGGAACUAGGGAAUGCUCUUCUCCUUCACCCCACAAUUAAGUUCCCAUUCCUUCUUUACCCCACUUCUUCAUGGCUCCAGGGAUUUUGAACUUGCGCAUGGUUUACAAUGGGGAGGUGAUUGGGUGGGGCAGGGAAUCUGGGAAGGGAGAAAGACUGGGCUGGGGAGGGAGGGAUUUGCGUUUUCAGCCUUAGAAAUACCACGAGCAUGCUUUUGGGCCAUGUGUGGGGUUUCACAUGUGUAGAUGGAAGGGGCACAUGCCAACUUUCCUCAUAUUGGUGAUAAGGGAUUAGAGCCUUUUUGCUUCUUUUGGCUUAGGGCAUCUAUGAAACCUUGUUUCCAAAGGAGGGGAAUAGACCUCCUCGUGGUCAUGUUGCAAUUCUUGGAAGGGAAAUUGUCAGUCACUCUAUCAACAAAUAUUUAUAUUGCCUACUGCGAAUAAUCAGAGGUCUGUCAUGAGUAGAUGAUGUCCUGGCUGGAGAGAGAAAUAGGAUUGUCUCACCUGUCCCUCUGCAGUUAUCAGGUUCUCAAUCUGGUCUCUAACCUCCAGUCAGCUAUCUAUUCCAUGUUUCUUUCCUGGGCUCAGGAAGUAAGAAUAUGUGUGUGAGAGUGUGUGGUGAUGUGUGUGUGUGGUGUGUGUGUGGCAGUGUGUGUGUGGUGUGUUGUGGUAUAUGAAGUGUGGUGUGUAUGUGUGUUGGUGGUGUGUAGGUUGUGUGUGUGUCGUGUGGUAUGUGGGUGUUUGUUGGACGGUAUGUGUUUGUGGCGUGGUAUGUGUUUGUGAGGUAUGUGUGUGUGUAAGAUUUGUAGGGACACACUAAUUUGCCUGAGGAGCAUCAGGCCUCUUUUUAGUUGACUCUUUCUCUGCUAGGCAACUUCUGUUUUGGUAGGAGGGUGAAAUUAGUAAUAUACCAUCUUUAGUGUAUUUUUUAUGGAGAUUGUAUAUAAAAUUAUAUAAAUAGAUAUAAUUUGUUCUAUUUUAAGGAGACAGGGGAACUUAUGUAAGGGGGCGGGUAGACAAAAGGAUCAGAUGCAAUAGUUGUGACUGGGAGGCUUCACGCAUGUGAGAUAUCUGGGGAGUGGGAAAUGGGAGGGCAGGAGACUAAAGCCGGGCCAGAGGAGUGGGGGCUGGUGCCCUCAGCACACACACACAUAUAUAUAUAGACAAAAAACCUAUAUAAAGUCUAUCUAGCUAGCUUAUCUAUAUAUCUAUAUAUCUAUAUGAAGUCAUAGUUUGCUUUAUUUUUGUACCUGUGCUUAGAGAUGAUGGAGCAGGACCACCUUCCCAGGCAGUCUGGGAUACUAGCUCAUGCCUUGAUACCCCUCUUUCCCCAUCCUUCCUCUAUGCCUCUUCCUUUGAAACACUCUGUUCAGAGUUGCUUGGGUAUUUCUGAUGGAAAUGUGCACAUGUGAAAAAUUUAAAAACAACAAAACAAAUAGUCUCCUUGCAGAAUGGACAAAUGAUCUGAAGGUCGUGGGGAGCUACCAGAUUGGAUAGUCUCCCAAACCAGGAUCCAUAGUAUUUCUUGUCACUGGGAGGUGACACUGUGGCUUGAAAGGUGCUUUAUAUACCGAGGAUGGACAGUUGAAUCUAUCCCCAUGUUGCUGUGGGUUGGUACUCAGUUUCUCUGAAGGAAUCUGGCUCAGCAGCAUUUGAAGAAAGUCAAGAUUACAUAGAGGUUUACAAUACCUGACCCGGUUUGUAGCACCUUGACUCAAGCACUACUGGGGGGUGUGGCAGUGAGAAGGAGGCAUCUUAAGAUAACUUUGUGAGGCUGACUGCAUGGGCUCAGGCUUAAAGAAGAAUACCCUGCUCAUUCUUGCUGCAGUUUCUUGGAACCAGUGUGAAUGUGAUAUCUAAUAUAAAUAUAUCAUAUAUGCUUUUUUCAGUUGUUAUUUUAAUUGGAAAAUAAGGUGGCAUUAGAAAUGGAAUGGUUCAGUCCUGGGGGACUGAGUGGAGGAUGAGGAGCGGGAGAAGAACUUUGGGCAUAAUGGGAAGAACUUUGGGACAGGUAGAAAUGCCUUCUGGUACCUGGCUUAGGACUUAACAGACUGAACAAUAUAUCAGAAGAAUUUGACUCAGAACUGGAGAUUUUGGAGAGUAGGAGCUCACUUGUAUCUGAGUAGGAAAUUUUGUGUACCCUGAAGUAUACCUCUCUGGGAAUUCAAGACCUCACGUAUGCGGCAAGGGCCUUGCACCUUACAGCCUCAGCAAUUGUCCCCUGGGUGCUAGCUCACUCCUCUGAUUUGUCAAGAGAUGAAAAUGAUGUGUUUGAAGCUUGUGUAGGGCCAGAUGGUGCAGGCAGCCAGGAGAGACUCAAGGCUGCAGUCUCUCUGCUCUCAUCCUGCUUCUCAACUAAAACAAAGGCAAUACUAACCCCUCCUCCCCAAUCAAAAUGUCAUGCUGUCCAAGAGCUUUUGUCUCAUGGAGUUUGAUCAUUAGAGGAACUCAGAUACCUCAGCCAUGGGAAGGGCUCUCCUAACAUUUUUGGGAUAUAUGGGAAACAUAGGGUAUGGUGGAGCUUGAGUCUGACUCCGGACCCUUCUGCCUCCACAAUGUAGACUAUGGGUCACUGUGUCCACUGAGGCACACAGUUCCCAGGGACUCAAGAACACUGAAAGAAAAAUAGGCUCUGUUCAUGCAGUACUUGGGGGACUCCAAUUCUGGAUCCAAGUGGCUGUGUGUCCGUCUUUGGAGGUGACUGAUCUUUCCUGCAGUCUUCUCAGGAGGCCAGAGGAUACAGCCAGAAGUUUCUGGUAAGAUUUUUCGGGGAGGUUAAAUAAGAGAAAAAGCAGCACAUUCUAUGUCCCUUCCUGGAUUGCAACUCCUUCCAACCCACCAAAGCCUCCACAUGAAGAGGGCUCCCUAUUACUGUGCUGUUGGCUCUUAGAGCAAUCCUCCUCUCUUUCUCCAUAUACCCUGUCCUACCUCUGGUGUACAUGCAACCAGCAGAAUAAAUCAUUUCAGCAUCACAGGUUCCUCAAAGGGUUAGUACCUCUGCUAGGUCUAGGGUUAGUUCUAAAACUCUGCUUCUUUCCACAUUAAACCCAGGGCUUAAUCCUUAGAAGCCUCAGCAGCAUUAAGGUAUGAGAUCAAGAGUCACUGACCUGCACAUUCCCAUCCCAUCCCAUCCCAGUCUUCACCCUUCAGCUGGGCUCUUCAGUUAUGUGAGAAAAGGUGAAGAUAAGAAACAUAGCCCAUAACUUGAAAUUAUGGAGCUUGGAGGGGAUGUAAUGCUUACCUCUGCCCUUUCCAUGAUCCUGGCCACAAGCUCUCAGAAAGAUGGUGAAAGGAUGGACAUUGGAGGAGAAAGGAUAGAUAGCCCAGCAAAGAUCUCCAGUUCCUCUGAAGAGCCAGUCUUUCACAAAGGCACAAAUGGAUUGAGAUCUGAUGGUACAUGGAAUAAGCAAAAUUACCUACCUUUGAACCUCUCAGUUAGUGGAUAGGUUGGUGGGAUGAGUGCUUUGAUUAAGCCUUUGAGGUCCACAGCCACUUCUAGUAGGAACAUGAGCUGUUCCAUAUGCCUGUGCCAUACUCUCUUGUUCUCAUAUAGUGGAGGGAUAUUGAGUUUGAGUGCUUUUCCAUUUUGGCAGGUGGUAGAGGACUCUAUAAAGUUGUUUUAAUUUUGCUUUCUCUGUCUGCUAAAUGGAACGAGGGUUUGGAGUAGACAGAUCCACUGGGAAUUGCUCACCCAAGGAUAAUUAUAGGCCCUAUUCUUUUCCCAUUUACAUCGACCAAUAGCUUGGGGAAGAGGGAUUUGUCCAUUGCUCUUUGGCUUUUUGCUAGGCCCUUCCACUCCUCUUUGCUCUAGAUGUUCAGGUUGAGCCACCAUGGGCAAUAUAAAAGUAGGAGGUGGAGGAAGAGGAGAUGCUACACAGCAAACUUCCUGUUCGUAAAGGAUUGGCCAUGAUAUUGGAGUGUGAAGGGUCUCUCCUGUUGUUUAGUAAACUAUGGUGCCCAGGGACUGGGAGGGGAUGUGUUGUAGAAUGAUCUAGUAUGUUGCUGGAACUUUAGACUGAGGUGUCACAAGGGGGAAUGGUUGGUUUAGGAGAGAAUAGCAGCUUAAAGCUCCAUUACCAAGUCAUCAAUCUCAAAAAGCUCCAUUUACCAGUACAUCAAUCUCAGAAAGUCUUAAUGUCUCUUUGGAUUUAAUUUCUUCACUACCAUCUGUGGGGCCAGAGGUUGAGGGCAUGGAUGGGGUGUGCUUUCACCAGGUGCUUGUGUUUUUUCACAGCCCGACUUGAAGGGACCAUAUCCUGCAUCAUGUCAGUGACUCUUGGUUCCUUUUAUCUUCAACUUUUCCUCUUUCACCAGGAGAAAUUUAUCAUCCUGGAUAUAAUUCUUCCAUCACAUACCUGGAGGCAAUUCUGUGUGAAUUGCUUUUCCCCAUUUCACCCAGUGGUCUGUAGACAUACAGAAGCGGGUGACUAGGCAGUGUGGGUGGGGAGGGGCUUCUGAUGCUACCUCUCCAAGACCUCUUAAAAACUCCAUACCUCUAGAUGCCCAGUAGCUUCUUGUAUUAGUUCUUCCUUUCUAAUGAGUCUGGAUAUGACUAUUAGUUUCGUCAUGGGAGUUGUUGCUCUCAUUUCGAACUCUUUUAUUUCCUCCUUCAACUUUCUUUGGGGGUUACCCUCCAUCCAUGCCAGGUCUUCUGAAGACUAUUCAAACCUCGUUUCCAUUUCUUGAAUGUCAAGUAUUACAACAUAACUGCGCUAGGGUGCUUUAUGGUGCUGUUCUUGAAGAGGCCAGCUGGACUGAACCUCCUUCGUCCCACUGGUUCCUUAAAAUUUGCUGUAUUUUGUCUUUUAUUUGAUUUUUUUCCAUAGGGGUUUGGGGUGGGAGACUUAGGGGUGGUUUUUGUGUUCUCUCUCUCUCUUUUCUGUAUGUAUGGACUGGUCAAAGUCAGUUAUCAUGGGCAGCUGACUUCAUGGUAUUGGUUGGCUGAUUUUGGUUAACUAUUAAAGACAAACCAACAAAUUGUACAGCUGCACACAGAACACCUUUGAGUGUGAACUUGAAUGGCAACUAGAAGCUUACUUUUUGAACUUCAGGUAUGUAACUCAAAAGUAAAUAAAAACACUAUUUUUUCAGUAA
Molecule: messenger RNA, 15903 nt
Organism: Pteropus alecto (black flying fox)
Lineage: Eukaryota; Metazoa; Chordata; Mammalia; Chiroptera; Pteropodidae
Gene: IGSF9B
Product: immunoglobulin superfamily member 9B
Exons: 22
Coding region: 813-4784 (1323 amino acids)
Biological process (GO): cell-cell adhesion
Cellular component (GO): neuron projection
Molecular function (GO): protein binding
Source: RefSeq, a predicted model, not a curated record